GUAGACAUGGGCAUGUGUGUCUUCUUCUUCUUCUACUCCUGGCCUUUUAUGUAUAAAUCAAAAAAUAUCUAAAGAGCUCAAUUUUCAAACUCAGGUCAGUUAAAAAAUACAAUGGCUACUGUACCCAACACCUUCUGUCUUCCCUUCACUUCCGUCACUACACAACGCCGUCACAACCAACGUCCGUUACUCCACCGUUACAAUGUUCCUUCUCAUUGCUCCAUCUCAUCAACACAACUGUUUCGUCCACAAUUAGUUAAGUGCCAGAAACUGAAAGGGUCCGUUAUAUCUUCAGCUUACAUUACAGGCCCUGCUUUUGAUGCUAUUGUUUCUGAAAAUGAUCCUAAAUUUGAAGAAUCGGAUGAUAAUAGUAGUUUAGAGCCAAUUGAAGUUAUAAGUUGGGGAUUUUUGUGGAAACUUGUGGCGAGAAACAAGUUGAGGCUACUUGCUUGUGUUUUCACUCUUGUUGGUUGUACCACUUGUACUCUCACCAUGCCUUUACUUUCUGGACGAUUUUUUGAGGUACUUAUUGGAACAAGACCAGAGCCACUGUUGGAACUGCUUAGUAAAGUGGGACUUUUAUACGCCCUGGAGCCAAUUUUUACAAUUAUCUAUGUGGUGAACAUGAAUUCCAUUUGGGAGAAGGUUAUGUCUAGCUUAAGGGCUCAAAUUUUUCAGAGAGUACUAAUUCAAAAGGUGGACUUUUUCGACCGUUACAAGGUUGGUGAAUUAACAGCUCUAUUAACAUCUGAUCUGGGUUCGCUCAAAAAUAUUGUCAGUGAGAAUACUUCACGGGAUCGUGGUUUUAGGGCACUAUCAGAGGUGGUAGGAACAUUAUCCUUAUUGUUUGCUCUAUCUCCCCAACUUGCACCAAUUCUGGGCGUACUCAUGCUCGCCGUGUCUAUUUUAGUCGCUCUGUACAAGAGGUCAACUGUAAAUGUCUUCAAAGCUCAUGGACUGGUCCAAGCAUCAAUAGCUGAUUCUGUGACUGAAUCAUUUUCUGCCAUUCGCACUGUGAGGUCAUUUAGUGGGGAGAAGCGUCAGAUGUCAGUAUUUGCGCGCCAGGUACUCGAGUAUGAGAGUAGUGGCAUAAAGCUUGGAACCUUCAAAUCCUUCAAUGAGUCAGUGACUAGGGUGGCCGUUUAUAUCUCCUUGAUGGCUUUAUAUUGUCUUGGUGGAAGCAAAGUAAAGGCAGGUGAAAUGUCAGUGGGAAUUGUGGCUUCAUUUAUCGGAUAUACAUUUACAUUAACUUUUGCAGUUCAAGGCCUCGUAAAUACCUUUGGAGACCUUCGUGCAGCUUUAGCAGCAACUGAGAGAAUUAACUCUGUUUUAUCCGAUGCUGAAAUUGAUGAAGCGCUUGCAUAUUCUUUAGAAAAAGACAUGAAGCAAAAGAAGGUCCAAGAUGAGACUUUAGAAUUAUACUUGGUGAAUGAUUCUAACGAGAAGAAGCAAUCUAGGAAAAGAUACAUGUCUACAUUAAAAUUUGGUAGCAGUGUGCGAAAGCUGGCAGAGACUGGUGAUAUCUGUCUUGAAGGUGUUGAUUUCUCAUAUCCAGUGAGGCCUGAUGUGGAAAUCCUUCGUGAUCUUAAUUUAACUCUAAAAUGUGGAACUGUUACAGCUCUGGUGGGACCAAGUGGUGCAGGGAAAAGUACAGUAGUACAGCUAUUAGCGCGUUUCUAUGAGCCAACUCGAGGUCGCAUAACUGUUGCCGGAGAAGAUUUGCGAACAUUUGAUAAGAGCGAGUGGGCGCGGGUUGUCUCUAUAGUGAAUCAAGAACCUGUUCUUUUCUCUGUAUCGGUUGGAGAAAAUAUUGCUUAUGCUCUCCCUGAUGAGGAUGUAUCCAAGGAUGAUGUGAUAAAGGCAGCCAAGGCUGCUAAUGCUCACGAGUUCAUAAUUUCAAUGCCACAGGGUUAUGACACAUUGGUUGGUGAACGUGGUGGUCUAUUGAGUGGUGGACAGAGGCAGCGAAUUGCUAUUGCAAGGGCUCUACUGAAGAAUGCCCCUAUUUUGAUUCUUGAUGAGGCCACUAGUGCUUUAGACACGGUAAGUGAGCGUCUAGUCCAAGAAGCCCUGGACCAUCUGAUGAAGGGACGAACAACUUUGGUAAUUGCUCACAGAUUGAGCACAGUUCAGAAUGCUGAUCAAAUUGCCCUUUGUUCUGAUGGGAAGAUUGCGGAGUUGGGAACACACUUAGAGUUGUUGGAAAGGAAGGGUCAAUAUGCUUCUCUGGUUGACACUCAGAGGCUUGCAUUUGAAUAAUGUAUAGCACUUUUGUUUUUGCUAGUUUAUCAGAACAAUCUCAGAGGCAGAACAUGUGACUAUGCGACAUGAUAUUGUGCAGUGAAGGGGGGGGACUAUUAGGAUGAAAUGUUGAAAGGCUGGAGGAUGGAUGGAUAUAGCUGGAAGAAAAACAGAGAGACAAGUUCUCCCUUUUUCUUUUGGAACAAAGCAAAGUUGUACAAAGUUUACAUACUAUAAACAACUGAUGUAAAAAUUGGUAUAAUUGCAGUAUAAUGUAUGUAAAUCCGGUAUCAAUAUACAUACACGUCCACGUUCCAAUGAA
This is a messenger RNA of Lycium ferocissimum, 2563 nucleotides long. Its product is annotated as ABC transporter B family member 28. Gene Ontology annotation, cellular component: membrane. Gene Ontology annotation, biological process: transmembrane transport. Lineage: Eukaryota; Viridiplantae; Streptophyta; Magnoliopsida; Solanales; Solanaceae. The record is from RefSeq and is a predicted model, not a curated record. The transcript is spliced from 17 exons. Bases 112 to 2259 code for a protein of 715 amino acids. Gene Ontology annotation, molecular function: ATP binding; ABC-type oligopeptide transporter activity; ATP hydrolysis activity.